Molecule: messenger RNA, 1972 nt
Organism: Gasterosteus aculeatus aculeatus (three-spined stickleback)
Lineage: Eukaryota; Metazoa; Chordata; Actinopteri; Perciformes; Gasterosteidae
Product: germ cell-specific gene 1-like protein
Cellular component (GO): plasma membrane
Source: RefSeq, a predicted model, not a curated record
GACGGGGGGGCGUCGCGCGUCAAAGUGACCAAAUAAAGUAUAACAACGGGACAGUGACACGCGGCUGAGCUCAGUGUUCGGACGCACGUGUUCGCCGGGUGCUCUCGUGCACCAAGCGCGGCCGCGCGCACGCACCUUCUCCACUUGACUCGCACCCAUGAACUUUCCGCUCCUCCGCGCGCCGCCGCCGCCGCGACCUUCUCCCCGCGGACCAUGAAGACCACUCGCAAGUGCAGGAGCCUGUGGUCGGUCGCCUUGAACCUCUUCGCCCUCUUCUUCUCCAUAACCGCGUUCGUGACGACCUACUGGUGCGUGGGCACGCAGAGGGUCCCGAAGCCCGAGUGCAGCAAGCUGCGGACUCACCAGUGCAUCGACUACGGGGUCAACGAGACGGACCCCAACAAGGUGGUCUACAGCUGGGAGACCGGGGACGACCGCUUCCUGUUCCGACAGUUCCACACGGGCAUCUGGUUGUCGUGCGCGGAAAACAUCCACGAUGAAAGUGAGAUGUGCAGAAGCUUCAUCGACUUGGCCCCACCCUCAGAGAAAGGGAUGCUGUGGCUGUCGCUGGUUUCUGAGUUGCUGUACAUUGUUCUGCUGGUGGUGGGCUUCAGCCUCAUGUGUUUGGACCUGGUCCGCUCCAGCAACAUCAUCGACGGGCUCAAGCUCAACGCCUUCGCCGCCGUCUUCACCGUGCUCUCCGGUCUUCUGGGCAUGGUGGCUCAUGUGAUGUACACGCAGGUCUUCCAGGUCACGGUGAGCCUCGGACCGCCGGAUUGGAGGCCCUACAACUGGGACUACGGCUGGUCCUUCUGCAUGGCCUGGGCGUCCUUCACCUGCUGCAUGGGCGCAUCUGUCACCACACUCAACUCCUACACAAAGACCGUCAUCGAGUUCAGGCACAAACGCAAGACCUUCGAACAAAGCCUACGCGAGGAGCACGCGCGGGAGGCUUUUGGACAUUUCCGGGAGUGUUCAUUGCACUCCAUCUCCAAAUCUGUGGAGGUUUAUUCCAGCCAGACCCCGAAGAGUGGGAGGAAAGCUCCCAUACCAGCUGACUCUCUGGAUCUGAGUGACAUUUCAGCAUCUUUGGGGGAGGAGCAGUGCUGAGCGGCCUCAGGGUGGCAGCUUGAUGGGAGGCCGUUGUCCGCGUGUGGUCGGCGUUCAGUUUGGGGGAUAAACAGCGGAUUGGAUUUCAGGAAGCAUCAUCAUCUCCUCUUGUUUUACUGCCUUAAUUUUGGGUCAAACAGCUUCAACUAAGAAAAGUGGACAUGAGCUAAUCUCCCUGUUUGUGUAAAUAAAACGCGAUGUGUCCCGGUAGAAAUAGAGUGAGGGCCGCUCAGACGCUAAACAGCCUUAUUGGAGUCAUUGUGAGGAACUUUUCACCAGUUAUGAAACCUCAAUAACCGCUGUAUCACUAUAUAUGACUAAACAAGACCGUCGGCGAGAAGGUUGCCUUUUUCUACGUUAUUCUCAAUCUUAAAUCGGUUCCAUCCCCCCGGAACACUUUUGAUCUCACGGAAACCAAGAGUAUCCAAUAGCGUCACACAUUUUUCAAGUCCGCAUGUAAUUGCUUUGACCGGAGUAAAAUACAUAUUCAGUAAUGAGGGAACGUGUUUUCAAUUCAAUUAUUGGUCAGUUUGAGAAGGCGGAUGUGUAAUAAAACCUAAAAGCCAGAAGCUGCUCUGUGGCAUCGUAUUCAUAAUCCCUACAGAGGGCACUGUUGUUAUAGCAGACUGUACAAAAUGCCUUCCACUCAACUUUGACUGGUGACUUCUUGUGGAAACUGGAUUAUUUAGGCACAGAUCUCUUUCAGGGUGAAAAAGUUGCGUUCUUUAUUUUCACUUGGCUCAAAAUAACAGUGUUUUGUGUUUUCUUUGUGGGGGAUCAUUGCUAUGUAAUCAACAUUCAUAUAUGAAUGGGGAUGUCAGUAGAGACUCUUGGAAUCUUCAAUAAAUUGUGAUGUAAUUAU